AUGACCCAUACCGCGCCGCAGCCGUCCAGCGAGAAGACGGAGGGCCGACACGGGCGACCUCGCUGGUCAGCUCGGGAUCGCGGUCUCCAGGAGCAUCCAGUGCGCAUCGCCAUCCUUGGAGUGGGAUAUGCUGGUACAACUGCCGCGAUAUCCCUUUCGCAAGUCCCAGGACUGCAUGUCGAGUUGUUUGACGCAGCAAGUGAGCUGCGCGAGAUCGGAGCGUCUAUUGGUAUCCAGCCAUGUGCCCUCAGAUGCCUUGAGAAGCUGGGGCUCGGCCAGGAAGUGGACGCCCUAGCCUACCGACACGGCGAGUACCCCCUGCUCCUUGUGAAGCACGCAGAGGAGAAAGCCGGCCCCGUCCGUCUCCUUAAACGUGUUGCUGCAGUCAAGUCGAGUGUUGAGGGUGUCAGGGUGCGCUUCGAGGAUGGGACAGAGUGGUCGGGUGACAUGGUUAUUGGCUCGGACGGUAUCCGCUCACCUACUCGCGCUAGCUUUUACCCAGACUACAAGAUUGGACGAGGCGUGAGCGUCACCCUGCGUGGCGUGUUCCCAACGUCAGUUCUCGAGGACGCUGGCAUUCAAUUGCCGCCAGAACCAUGCCACUGGCCCGGCCCCGACCGCUCGUUGUUCACGUCUCCUUUAAAACCCGGUCUCUUCACCCUCGUCGCCUUUGUCCCCACCAGGCUAAUCCCCGGCGCCGAUAUUGUGGGAUGGGGUGCAGCCACGGAGGUCACGGAUCUCGCCUCAGUCUUCAAGGGUUGGUACCCACCGCUGGCCAAACUGUGUGCUGUUGCGCCGCCUCUCAAGAUCUAUCCCGAUUGGAACGGCCCAACAUUGCCGUCACUCACUGUUGGAGGACGCGUUGCGCUCCUCGGGGACGCGGGACACUGUCAUGGCGGCGCGUUUGCAGCGGGCGGGACGCUUGCCAUUGAGGAUGGAUACACGCUCGGUCUUUGUGUCGACGAAGUGGCACAGCGAGCUGCUCUGGAGGGCCGACCAAUGGAGGGCAACGACAUUGCCACUGCGCUGUCACUGUUCGACAAGUGUCGACUCCGGCACGUCAACCGCUUGGUGGCUGCAGCCCAUAGUCUGAGGGACAGGCGUGCUCAGAAGGACAAUCACGUUGCGAGUGAGGCCGAAAUUAACGCAUACGUAACCACGCACGCCGAUGUGGCGUGGCUAGCCGACAACGAUGCCGAAGCAGUGUUCGAUCAGGUGGUCGCCAAUGAGCUGUUAGCCAAAGCAGUCGACGAGUCGCUGGGCCGCGACACUGGUACGGCUGAGGUGUAA
Messenger RNA from Apiotrichum porosum, 1290 nucleotides. RefSeq lists its product as uncharacterized. Gene Ontology annotation, molecular function: monooxygenase activity. Bases 1 to 1290 code for a protein of 429 amino acids. The record is from RefSeq and is a predicted model, not a curated record. NCBI's taxonomy places the organism in Eukaryota, Fungi, Basidiomycota, Tremellomycetes, Trichosporonales, Trichosporonaceae. The transcript is spliced from 5 exons.